Molecule: messenger RNA, 9344 nt
Organism: Argiope bruennichi
Lineage: Eukaryota; Metazoa; Arthropoda; Arachnida; Araneae; Araneidae
Gene: cv-c
Product: rho GTPase-activating protein 7-like
Exons: 22
Coding region: 547-6024 (1825 amino acids)
Biological process (GO): regulation of Rho protein signal transduction; actin cytoskeleton organization; signal transduction
Molecular function (GO): GTPase activator activity; protein binding; lipid binding
Source: RefSeq, a predicted model, not a curated record
AGUGCGUGUAGUUCUUCGCUGACUUUCGUGAAUGGUGAAACUCUUCUUCAACUUCCCGUAUUAAGGAUUAACACGCGAUUGACACACUGGUGACAUCACUACUCCUUUGUCUUUUACCGUCGGAAAUGACACGGGUUUUUUCUUCUUUCUUUUUUCUAUCUGCUUAAAUUUUUGUUUUGGAAUCAAAAAUCGUUUUAUCAUCUGUUUCGAUUCCACCCUCCUGUUAGAUUCUUGCAUGCUGAGCUCACGUGGCUUGAGAAUGUUUAACUACAUUUGAUCGCCUUGCUGAAUCGAUCACUCCGUGCAGCUAAGGAAAUGGUCUGACCAAAGAUCUUUUUUCGCCUAGAGAAAAUUGAAAUCAAGUUGGAUUACCUUUUCUUUGAAGAUUUUCCUGAUGUGCCACGAUUUGAUCGAAUGAGGCAUUCCUACCGCACACCGAAAAAAGGGAGGGAGAUAUCAAACUGUGCUGCUCAAGUAACAUGCCCUCGUUUCAAUGGGGUAGUGAAUGUUUUUUGGAAUUGCAUUUACUGACAGCCGCCUGCCAAGAUGACAACGUGUCACGAUCCGUAUAGAGAGCUAGAGCUUUAUCUGGAACAAGCGCAAGAAGAAAUUGGCCUAGCAAUUAAAGAGUUGGAAGAUAAUGAAGUCAGCUUGUUAUCAGAUGACUCCUUAGACUGGAAAAAUUUGAAUGACACUCUUAUACUUCCUCCUCAAGGAUUUAGAUCCGAAGAAUGGAACAACAAGACUAAUUGUGAAUUAUCUAGAAUCAAUGCUGACGACUCUUCAUCUGUUAAUCGCGUAUGCUAUGAAGGUAACAUAUUAGAUUUUGGAUAUCCUGCAACGAAAUUUGACUCAUCCCACAAUUCUAUCGUUCCUCGUACGUCCUUCGCUUCUAGUUUCAGUACUAGUGUUACUGGAAAAAAUGGAAAGACAAUAUGUUCACCUAACACUAGGAAAAGAUUGUGGAGAAUGCACCAAUCUAUAUCAUUUCCCGAAACUUCAAAGGACCUUCUUUUAUUAGGUAAAGAUCCUCAGACUUCUGAUUCCUUGAUACCUAAUGGUCGAACUCAAAAAUCUCCCGAAGACAACUAUGAUUUUCGAACAUUACAGUCUUGUGGAAGGAAAUGUCGCCAGCGUUCAAAUUCUGACACUUUACCUUCCAGUUUGUCCUAUACUGAACCUCAUUUGCUUGAGGAAUUUCACGCAUUUCCGAGGCCUCCUAGUGGUGAUGUUAAUCUUUUAUCUAUAUGGGCGGAUAACUUAGUUUUAGAAUUGGAUAAGAGUUUAUCUGGAGAAUUAAUGAAUUUUGCUGAAAGCUUUAGUCCUUCUUCUGAUUACAGUUUGAGUCCAAUCAAGCAAGAUGAAAAUUUCAAAGAUUCCAACUUCGCAAGCACUCAUUCAGAAUCAGAUAUCAAACAAAACCCAGAGGAAUCAAAUGAAUUUCUUCUUACAGGUAAAAACCUCAAACUUGUGUCCAGGUCUCCAGAUAGUGGGAUUGAACAAAUUUCCUGUAAUACACCUGAUUUUUCAGAAGAUUGUGUUGAUUGUGCACCAGUGUCAAGGAAAAAAGUGAAAGGUUUCAGUUCAGAUUUGCUUAUUUCUGAUAAAGAUACUGAUUACAUUGCACCUCCUCCACCACAAUUUAAGGAUGAAAAUCACAGUAUUCGUAGUAUUAAGGAUAGAUCACAAGCGACUCAGACGACACAUUUUUGUAGGAAACCUAGCUGUUUGAAAUCAGCCGAAUAUGUGUUAGAGGCACAAGAAAUGGUUGAACCUUUCAAUAAUGAUAAUAAAGGCAGGAUUUCUGUUGCGCAUGCCAUUCCAAUAAAAACAAUAGAGCUCGAAAACUCUCCAGUUGUGAGAACCUUAUGUGUUAUCAAUGAUGGCUCAGAAAUGAACAAGAAUAACGACACGCAUCAAAAAUCGAUUUCAAGUGAUUCAAAAGAUAAAAACCUUAAAGGAAACAACCUUUUACAACCACAGAUCCGUUCUUUUUUUUCUAGUUUACCUAAACCACCUAAAACACCUCCUAAUAAUGCUGAUAAAUGGAGCUCUCUGCCUAGGGAUGGUGGGAAAAGCCCCGAUCUCAUUUGUCCUCAGCGAUCAGUAUCCCAUUCUGCUGUUUCUAACGUCAAUUAUGUGAGUAUUGAUGAAUUAGCUACUUUCAUGCGGCAAAUGAAGAGCGAUUCUUAUCAACUGCCCGCCUGUGCUGAUGUAUCUACUGAUGUAAAAGAUGACAAAGAAAAUCGAGAUGCUGUUACUCAAACAACUCCUCCUUCAUUAAGUAGAAGCUCCAGUUUUACUUGGGUAACUGAAUGUGACUGUAGUGAUUGGGAUGUGCAAAACGAACACAGCGAUACUGACGAAAGUCUAGUGAUGUCUGGUUGCUCUAACUGCAAGGCAGAAAACAGGGACCUCAAUUCCUCAUCUUCUUCAUUGGAUAUAUCUUCCAAUUGCGAUGACUGUUUGCCUGCCUCACCUGGUUCAGCAGCCAGUAGCUUAUACCUUUCCGCAUGUUCUGGAUCCAGCGAUUCCUUUGAAGAAGCUUCUGUGGCUUUAGUAAAUGAUGAUACUUCUUCUGAUUAUUUUAAAUUCCCAGAUGGAGAUCUGGAUCAAAAUAAUCACCAACAACUCCGCAGCAGUGAAAUUACACUGCGUGGUUCAACCUUGGGCAAUAUAUCGGAAGAACAAAUAACAAGCGAGACGAUAUCAGUAAGGUCCAAUAUUAGUAAUCCUUCCUUGGCUGAUUCAAAUAAUACUGAUCCUCAAGGGCAAUCUGCUUCUUUUCCUUCCACAUUAAGAAUGAGCCGCAAAAACCAAUCCACUGGUAGUCCAGCACAGCCUAUAGAACCAACUGUCCUAGUCAUCAAUGAUUUAAAUUUGAAGUCUGUGUCUGCACCUGUACUGAUGAGACAAAAGCGACAUGUUGCAAGUUCGAAGACUCCAGAAUCAUCAUCUAGUGAUUCUUCCCCUCCAACGGGAGCAAGAAAUAAAGAUUCUAUGUGUGCUUCUUAUCAAGUUCCACCUAGAGCCCAUUCUGCAAAGGAACUUAACGAACUUCAAGCUAUUGAAGCCUGUAGUUGGCUCCGAGCUGCAGGAUUUCCUCAAUAUGCUCAGAUGUACGAAGACAACCAAUUUCCCAUUGAUAUAUCAAUUGUACAAAAAGAUCAUGCAUUCCUUCAUCCAGAUUCCAUACAGUCCUUAUUCCGGCGGCUGAAUACUUUGAAUCGAUGUGCUAAAAUGAAAUUCAUGGACCAUGCUCACCGUAAAACGCUUUACACGGAAGACAGUGAUGAUGAAGAGCAGUAUGCUUUGAGUGAAAAUUGGGAGUUUCAACGCUCUAGUAGAAGAUGGUCUCGCAUUCCUUCGCCUUUGGAUGAUGCUACAGAAUUUGUCGCCAAAGAAUCUCUUGCUGCUUCUAAACCAACUGCUCAUCUGCUAACAACUUCAGGUCGAAAAUAUUUGAGUCCAGAAGAAGCGUAUUGCAGCAGCCACGAUAGUGUUUUUGUCGAUGAACAGCAUAGUAGUCCGGACAGUAUUAGGCGAUCAACUCUUCACAAAAGUGAAAGAAUAUCUGUGUCUCCAUCAAAUAUUAUUGGCGAUUGCAGUCCAGGAUCUAGUUCAGGUUCUGGUGGUACUCUUAGUUUAGUCUCUGAGGACAUGCAAGAACGUAGGACUUUGCGUAGAAGCGGAAGUGACAGAGUUAAGGAAGGUGCUAAAGCAUUAUUAAAACGAAUGGAAAGUUUAAAAGGAAAAAAAAAGAAAAAGGCAUUAGAUACCAAUAAAUCACAAACAGCUCACAGUGGUAAUGACGGAAGUUCAUCUAGUAGUUUAACAUCUUCACCUCAACUUCGACGAUCCCAGAAGACUCCACAUGCGCAGUCAGAUACUAGCUUAAGGGAAAGUGACAGUGUAUUGUACAAAAGCAAAGAUGAUAUGAGUGCUCAUAGUGAUUCAGAGUGUCGUUUAUUCCUCGUUUCAAAUCGACAGAAAGAUGCUAACAGCAACAAUGAAAAAGGUACGAAACUUUGUAAUACUUCAGUGACUGUCACAUGCCCUCCAGAGGAAUAUUUGUCAGAAACAAACAAAGAAGGUGACAAAGAAUACAACUACUUGAAACCUGAAUUCCAUACUAAAACCUUCUUAUGUUCAGAGUCUCCAGAUGGAGAAAAGAAUAAAGGGAACAGAGGUAGCUAUUAUGAUAAUGUGUGCGCUCCACUUGUGGUAUUUAAUGAUUUAUUUACUGAAGUCACAGGAGAUGCUGAAAAUAAAAACAGAUCUAAGACAAAAGGGGCUCAACCACCAUUUACUGACCAGGAUUUCUAUGAAAAUCAAGAAGAUGGCGAUAUCAUUAUUCUUAAUAAAGAGAGGCGUGAUUCGGGUGUAGGGUCGUCUUUACAGAGAGGAAUUACUUAUCAUCAAGCUCCCUGGCACUAUUUACCAUUUCAUAGAGAUCCUGAUGCGACAUUAUUUUCUAACCCUAUACAAAUAACAGAAUUGACCGCUCCACAAAUGCUACUCAUUCGGAAAUUAUCUCUUUUGAAGCUGACUACAAUUAUGGAAAAAUUUUCACCCUCAAGUCGAACUGGAUGGACCUGGGGAGUUCAAAAAUUCAUAUGUCGUAUCCGAAAUCCCGAUUAUAAAGACAAAGUUGUGUUUGGAGUUCCUUUGCUUUUAAUUCUUCAGAGAACUGGUCAGCCACUCCCUGUUUCAAUACAAGCUGCCAUACAACAUUUGCGGAAAACGGCUUUGGACUCUACUGGUUUAUUUCGAAAGUCAGGUGUUCGAUCACGCAUUCAGAAGCUGAAAACUCUUAAUGAAACUAUUCCUGAAAAAAUUAGCUACGAAGAACAGCAAGCCUAUGAUGUAGCGGAUAUGCUGAAGCAAUAUUUCAGAGAACUUCCAGAAGCACUUCUUACAAAUAAGCUAUCAGAAACCUUUAUUAGCAUUUUUCAGUCUUCCGUUUCAGAUGUGCCGGAAGAACUACGCCUUGAAGCAAUUCGCGCUGCUCUAAUGUUAAUGCCAGACGAAAACCGAGAAGUUCUUCAGUCCUUAUUGGAAUUUCUACACGAAGUUUGCCAGCAUUCGGGAAUUAAUCAGAUGACAGCUACAAACAUUGCAGUGUGUUUUGCUCCAUCAUUGUUUCAUUUAUCUACUCCGCGUAGCGCAAGUUCUAGUCCACGUCGAAGAAAAACUGUUGGAGUUCCUGAUUUAAGAGAAUUAAAUGAAAACAGAGCUGCCUAUGAGUGUCUAUCAUGCAUGGUUACAAAUUACGAAACUUUAUUUACAGUUUCUGAAGAAAUGUUAUCUCAAAGUCGAAUCACAUCCACCUCUUAUUUCCAACCAGCGACUUUAGAAGACCUCUCUUCUUUUGUGUGUAAUGGUCAGAGUGGAUGGAAAGGUUAUGUUGAUAGUUGUAUUCAAAUAUUUUUAAAGGAAGCCAAAGAAAAGUAUAGAGGAUGGAAAGCUGUUUCCCAAAAUGACCAUGUUGAGCUGGCUUAUAAAAAGUUGUCUGAUGGCCAUCCUCUUAAACUGUGGAAAGUUACCACAGAAAUUGAAGCUCCUCCUGUAGAACUUUUAAAUAGAAUUCUCAGAGAAAGGCAUUUGUGGGACAGUUCCUUUUCCAAAUGGAAAGUCAUCACUCGUUUGGCUAAACACACUGAGGUAUUCCAGUAUUUAAGCACUUUCUUACCUCCUCAUCCUCCUUGUGAUUAUUGCGUUUUAAGAUCAUGGAGGACUGACUUGCCAAAAGGAGCUUGCAUUUUAAUAGAAACAUCAAUUGAACAUCCUGAGGCUGAAAAAGUUCCAGGUAGUGUCAGGGCUCUAGUGUUAGCUUCACGUUAUUUAAUUGAACCUUGUGGAUCUGGAAAGUCCCGCAUUACCUAUAUCAGUAGAAUUGACACAAGAGGCCGUUCUCCAGAAUGGUAUAACAGAGCUUAUGGACAUAUUUGUACACUUUUAUUAGUAAAGUUACGCAGUUCAUUCUCUCGCUGUCGUGCAGAUGGGCCAGAAACUAAAGUGUAAAAAGUGCCAUUGAAAAUUUAUAAGAUAAAUUAUGUAUAUAUUUAAUAUUGAAAGCUGUAACUAUUAUAUAAAUUUGUUUUGUGUUAUAAAAUUCAUGUAUACCAUUUUAAAAAAACUAGUCAAACAGAAGAAAAUAAGGAUUUAUCCUGUUUUAUUAUUAUGUUAUUUAGAGAUGUGUUAUUUACCACAAAUGUGUAUUGUAUUCCAUAUAUGCCCGAUAAAGUUUGUUCCCGAAAAUGUAUUUUAAUUUUUCAACCUGUUGUAGACGUUCCAAGAUUAUUGUCACGCUUUAUAGUUUUGCAUUCAUUGAAAAUAGUGAUAAAUAGUUGACAGUGUUCCUUGUGAAAUUAACUUUUAUGAAUUCCUAACAUUAAAAUGUAAUGACUUACUUUUAAGCAUUUGUGCUUCAUGAGAUUUGUACAGUAUGACAUCCGAAAAAAAAUUUCUAAAGUAUUAUUGUGAGUUUUUUCUUUCUUUUUAAUGUUUACUUUUGAACGAAAUACCUUUAACAUAAUGCCUAUAACAAUGAUUUCAUAUAUCAUUCGCCUCAUUAUCUAUAAACUAGAUGUUUUUUCAUUAAUAAUAUGUAAAUAAAAUUCCCUCCCCUAUUUAAUGCAAACUUUAAAUUUAUUAUUGUUUCAUUAAAGAAUUUACUAUUUCUCAUUUUAUAUAUUAUUUUGGUGCAAAAAAUUUUCAUGAGUAUUUUUCACUUACCAAAAAUUUUUCAGUAUAAUAAUUUUGUUUAUAAAUUGCUGAAUAGAAAUUUAAAAUAUAAUUAACUCUUACUGUAAAAUAUCUUUGGAAUGCACGAAUGUGAUUUAGAAUGUAUUGAUGUUGCUGUAUUUUAAAAAUUCAGUCAUUGAUUUUUAUCUGCUUCAGUGUAACGAUAUGAUUGAUCAAUGGUUUAUUCAUAUAUAUAAGGUGUGUCUUAUAAAAAGUGGAAGAAGCAUUUAUUUCCUUAACUAUUGCAAUUAGGCAUAUACUUCUGUUGCAAAUUUCAUCAAAUAAAGUAUCAAAAUAUGUUUAAAUACUUUAACUUCUGUAGAGGUUGAGAAUAAAGAAUUACAAAUAUUAAAUAUUUACACGGAACCCAUAGUGUAAAAUGCUUAUGAAUAAAAUGCCUUUGUUGCACUCAUAUAUAAAGACACAAAGUUUCAGUUUUGUUAUCUGUAAAAUUUGUUGAGAUAUUAAAAAGCACAUUUAUUACCGUAGACCAUUUUCCAUUUAUCAGAGUGGUAUUUGAGCGAGUUUUUCAUAAUCUUUUUCAGAGAUAAUACAAAUAUCACAAAAGAUUAUUAAACAGGUAGAAACAUAAUGCAUUUGCAUGAUGAUGCAUUAUCAACUUUCAUUAAAUUUUAAAAAAUGGUCAAGUGAAACAUUGAUUGAAGUGGUGAAAAAACUCGUUCAAAAUUAACACCUUCGACCCUUCUACAAAGCUGCAUUCUUCUAACACUUGCUUACAGGCGAUCUAGUUUGUCGUUUGCGACGUCAAGACGGGCUUCUUGAAUUCCUCCAAUAAAGAUCUCCUGUGUGUACAGGAGACGUGUUGUAUACAGAAGAAUAAAAGCAAUCCUUUAAGUAAAAGCAUAGAAGGCGAGUCGAGUGAUAUAAGAGGAAAUGCAGCUGGUCCUUGCAAACCUAUCCGUCUAUCAAGGAAUUCGGAAGGAAACCAUCGUCUUACAACUGACGUAUAGAAAGAAGCACCAUCUAUUUGUGACUACAUCUGUUGAAGUUCUAUCAAAAACUUAAGAGUUCAGACAUAAUGCCAUUCAAAACUAACUGAAUAUAUCGGUUGCCUUUCAGCAUACUGGUGUACAAAAUAAGGUCAGUCAAAGAGUUUUUAACAAUGCCUCAUCACACAUUUGUUUAAAAUUGUUACUAAUGAUGAGCCUCUUGCAACUAGAAUGUUUUUUUUUUCAUUCGUUUGAAAAGUAAUUGUUCUGACGAUUUAUGCUCCCAUCCCGAUUAAAAGGAGUUAGUCUGUCCAAAUUAUAUUUCUGAAGGACAAUUUUUACUACCAGCUGAAGUGGCGCCCUGUUGUAAAACUUGAUAUGCUGACGAUGAACUGAUAGUCUCUGCCCAUGGAGUCCAUGAAUGAUAUGUGAAUGCCAGUAAAUGCAUUAAAGUAUUAUCAGCUUUGUCGUUUUUGUAAUCAUGAGUUCUCAAUUGACUGUUCGCAUACCAAAAUUAUAGUAACUUAUAACAUUAAAACUGAAUAAGCCAAAAUAUCAAUUCCUGCAUCACUUAUAUAAAGCCUCGUCCCCUACCGUAGUGAAGUAAGAAUCCUGUAAUUUAUAAUCGCUAAACCGUUCUGUAAAUUCCCUUUAAAAAGAGAUGCUGGGAUCUCGGAAAACGACAAUAGUAUUCUGCAGCUAGGCCAAUAUUACGAUUGCAUACAAUAUGAAUAAUCAAUAUUUCGAAACGUUCCUCGUUAUUGAAAUAUAUCAUUGUAUUGAAAAGCUUAAUCACGCACACGAUUCUUCCAAUACUCUGAGAUAUCUGAAAUGUCCAGGUUUCGAUGUAAUGAAUGUUUAUAUUGAAAUUUGAAUUAAAUGAAUUUUUUCAUCCAAAUUUGUGAUUGUCAUUUCUAAAUACAAAAAUAAGCAUAUCUCGCCAAAUUUUAUGUAAAUGUAGACUUUGUGUGUUCAUAAAUGAAUGUAAGAGAAGCAUUUUACUUAUUGAUACUUUUACACGAUGGAGUAAAUAUAUAUAUAUAUAUAUAUAUACUUUUUAAUUUCAACCUCUACAAAAACCAAAAGUAUUUUUAAAUAGUUACCUGCCUUAUUUACUGAAUAUAACUGGAUAUAUAUCAUUAAGUGCAGUGGUUAAGAAAAUAAACGCUUGUUUCCAUCUUUUGGGAUCUCUUGUAUAUAUAUAUACAGAGCCAUUCCUUGUUACUAUUGUACACAUUCCAUAUUAUUAUAAAAGUUGGUAAAAAUAGCUACAAAUUCUUUUCCAACGUGAUUAUUUAAAUUCUCCUAUUGCAAUUAUAAAUAUACUGUUAUUAUUUAAAAAAUGUGAAAUCGUAUUGAAACUUUUCAACAUAUGCAUUCAGUUUCAUCUAUGUUUUAAAAGAUUAAACUACCAAAUGUUAACUAUGUGAUAACACAGUAAGAACAUUGAAUUGCUAAAUAAAUGAUGAAGGAACUAUUGGAAUAAAACAGCAUGAUUUGUGAUGAGAGCUAAUAUUAAGAUUUUCUGGAAGUCAUUAACUUUCAUAGCUAUUUUCAUUUUUGCUAUUAACUUGCCAUUAUUAUGAUAUUAUUGAAGAAAAUAAAGCUGUGUAAGAAAUACUGUUUUUAGUCUAUUCAGAUUUAAUU